AUGAAGUCGAGCCUGGAGCAGCCUGCAGUCCGCUCCAGGUCCGGGAGAAUACCUGAAGCUCGGCACUUCUGCACCCCCAUAACGGAUCAUGGCGAAGCGGCAAGUGGAGAGUCACACGAUGUCUGGUGCAGUGACAAGUCACUCGAUCUUUGCAGGAAAGAUCUAACGUGCCUCAGGUGUGACAUGCCAAGAUAUAUCGAGCAUCUGUAUCUGGAGGGCAACCUGCUUCAGGAGUUGCCAGGCGAAUUGUUUGAUCAUCUGCCACAGCUGGUGUGGUUGGACUUGAGAAAGAAUAGACUGCAGAAGCUACCUGCGAGAAUUGGAACUCACAGAUGUCUUAGAACACUUUUGUUGGAGACAAACCCUCUCAUAGAGUUACCGCUUGAACUAGGCAAUGUAUUAUCCCUUAAAGCACUUAAUCUGAGGAAUUGUCCACUACAGUUUCCACCUUUGGAUAUAGUACAUUUAGGCACCCAAAUUAUUCUUUCAUUUCUCAGACAGCAGGCUGCUCAGUUUGUUUCUGAAAAUCAAAAUCAAGAAAUGGAUCCAAUUCAUCCCAUUAAAAUGGUAAAGCAGCCCCUUAAGAUAAUAACGAUAAAAGAUUCACCGGAGAAUUGCUCUGAAAAGCAGAGUGAAGAAAAGCUGCAAAAAGCAAUAGAACCUCUAAUGACAGUGCAGGGCCGUACAUUUUGUUGCAAGCCACUACCCAAACCUGUGCUCUGCGGCAAAAUGAAUAUGAUCAGAAAUAAUUUUUUACAAAGAGAUGACAGAAAGCAAGACUUUGAAAUAAAAGCAAACAUCAAGGGUCAGAACGGCACUUUACAACAGAGGAGAAAAGUUACGGGAAAAAUGUUUCCAGUCUUACCUAAAUUAGUGGAAGACCAAAAUUAUCCAGAGAAAAUACAAAGGAAGAAGAAAGAAUUGAAGAACCCGAAUAUACAAUGUGAUAAGGAAGAAUUUGAGCAAUUACCAUUGGUGAAUAUUCAACAAAAGAAUGAAGACAAAUUGAAGUCUGAUAUGGAAGAAAAUAUUCAGAAAAACCCUGACGAAGAAAAAGUAAAAGAACCAAAGAUUUCUAGGAGCCAAGAUUUCAAACUGAAACUACAACAUUGUAUCCAACAGCAUCAGCAGCUACGAAAGAAGAGAAAACGAGCAAAAAAAGCAGUUUCACUUGAGGAUGCAAAUGCUGAAGUUGAGAAUUUGAGGAAAGCACUGUCAAGGUUGAAAAUGGAAAGGCAGACUCCCAUGGAGUAUCGACUAUGUGCUUUCAUUGGAGAAUAUCCCUCUUGAUUAUCUC
Messenger RNA from Rhincodon typus (whale shark), 1297 nucleotides. Its product is annotated as leucine-rich repeat-containing protein 27-like. The transcript is spliced from 10 exons. The coding region runs from base 1 to 1290 and encodes 429 amino acids. Gene Ontology annotation, molecular function: protein binding. The record is from RefSeq and is a predicted model, not a curated record. NCBI's taxonomy places the organism in Eukaryota, Metazoa, Chordata, Chondrichthyes, Orectolobiformes, Rhincodontidae.